Messenger RNA from Coregonus clupeaformis (lake whitefish), 758 nucleotides. Its product is annotated as transmembrane protein 263. Bases 116 to 475 code for a protein of 119 amino acids. The record is from RefSeq and is a predicted model, not a curated record. Lineage: Eukaryota; Metazoa; Chordata; Actinopteri; Salmoniformes; Salmonidae. The transcript is spliced from 3 exons.
GGCUGGGGGUGGAGACAAAGCUAGUUUACUGGCAACUCUCAAAAGAAAAGUUUCUGAUGGCAGCUGGAUAGCUGCAACGUCAGAGAUAACAGACACAGAAAAAGCAAGAGGGAAGAUGAAUCAAUGUGAGCAGCAGGAUGAAGUCCCAGCAUACCUCAAAGAUGAGCCUCCAGCAGACAGCAACAAGGAUCACCCCGUGCCACAGCCAGGCAUGUUCUCCAGAGUGACCGGAGGCCUCUUCAGUGUCACUAAAGGUGCCGUGGGAGCCACUGUGGGCGGGGUGGCCUGGAUAGGAGGGAAGAGCUUCGACCUGACCAAGACCGCUGUCACCUCGGUGGCCGCUGUACCCGGCAUCGGGGUGGGGCUGGUGAAAGGAGGGGUGUGUGCUGUAGCCGGAGGCGUGUCCGCAGUAGGCUCAGCGGUGGCCAGUAAAGUUCCUAUUGGAGGGGGCAAGAAAAAGGACAAGUCUGAUUGAGGAGGGGCGGACGGCGGUGCCAUUUUGGGGCUCGUGCAUGUCGUGUCUGGUCCGCCUACAGUCUGGAGGGCUACGGCGGAAUCCAACAAUGUUGUGUGUAUUAACUUUUUGUGGAGGGCUCUACGCUCUGAUCCGCGAGUGUCUAUGGACCACUCCCAAAUUAUGUGGCCUGGCCACUGAGGGGGAGAUUAAAUAAGGGUUUUUCUGCUCAGCAGUGCAGGGGCCACCCCACCCGUCUUUGUCUGUGAUAUAAACCAGUGCCUCAAACUGUUGAAAUAUGAAA